This is a messenger RNA of Nematostella vectensis (starlet sea anemone), 569 nucleotides long. RefSeq lists its product as uncharacterized. The coding region runs from base 118 to 453 and encodes 111 amino acids. Lineage: Eukaryota; Metazoa; Cnidaria; Anthozoa; Actiniaria; Edwardsiidae. The transcript is spliced from 4 exons. The record is from RefSeq and is a predicted model, not a curated record.
AGCCAUCUGCGAGCGAGGUUUGAGCAAUGGGAUUAGCAUUUCGCUUUCAUAGACGCUUUACCAGACGUAUCCGGUACGAAAGAGGUUUAUACGCAAUACAGUCAGACUCUUCACGAAAUGGCCGUGUUACAAGUUUUACUACUGGCAAUGGUUAUCUGUUGUACAAUUGCGUCCGAGGAAAUUAAGUGCCGUGACUUGAUGGCGACUGCUGAAUGCCAGGCAGCAGUCACGAAGGAAGAAGGGCUGUGUUAUAAACCGCCAUGGAACUCACAGUGCAGGCGAACCUGCGGCCGAUGUAAUGUCUGCUACGACGCCGAGAAUGACUCAGUGUGCGACUCUUUGAAACAUACCUGUUCCGAUGACGAAGCAACCGCGCACCGGUGCAGUCUGACCUGCGGGCUUCUUGGCUGCGAAGAGGACCCAAGAAUACGACGGGUUUACCACUCGCCAUGACGAGCGAACUAUUGUAGUAUUGUAGUGGUGUUGACUGACGAGGGUGUAACAAUACCGAGGAAUUGGUUCACGUGUAAAUAUAUUUUAUAGCAAAUUAAACAAACUUCUACCUACAA